Molecule: messenger RNA, 1014 nt
Organism: Brugia malayi
Lineage: Eukaryota; Metazoa; Nematoda; Chromadorea; Rhabditida; Onchocercidae
Product: tau-tubulin kinase, putative
Exons: 6
Coding region: 1-1014 (337 amino acids)
Biological process (GO): peptidyl-serine phosphorylation; signal transduction
Cellular component (GO): cytoplasm; nucleus
Molecular function (GO): ATP binding; protein serine/threonine kinase activity
Source: RefSeq, a predicted model, not a curated record
AUGGCAGGAACAGUUUUUUGGGGUGAAAUUGAAGAGAAUGUAGAAAAUAUCUGCGGUGUUAUUGAUUAUGAUAAGCAUGCAUUCUUUAUCACAUGCACAGAAGAUGACCCAAUAGAUCGAGAAUACACAACACAUCAAGUUUAUGAUGAUAAAGCGCCUGAUACUGUAAUGCAUAUGUUAAUUGCAAGACAUGAUAAAACAAGUGAUCGGAAGAAUACAGCCAUACACCGAACUGUGAAAAUUUUAGAAUUGGUCAAAGGUCGCUCUGUGCAUUUUCCAAAAAUAAUUUGCUAUGGCCGUCUCAGAAAGAUGAUAUUUGGUGAAAGCGGAGAUCAGGAUGCUGAACGGGAUCCGGAAUGGAUUGGACGACCGUGUGCCAUUCUUGAGUAUCAUGCAUCGCUGGUGGGUUCACUGCUAUCAUUAUCACCUACAGGUACUGUCCCGUUGGAUCUAGCAUUAGCCAUUAUGAUAGGAUAUGUUCGAGCUCUUGCAUCACUUCAUCGACUCGGUUAUGUUCAUCGUCAGGUCUCACCGUACAGUUUUGCAUAUCGCAAUCCAAUCUCCUAUGAUUCCAUCGAAUCACGCAUGCUAAUCAUCGAUUUAAGCUUAGCUUUGCCAUGGCCUUGUAAGCCACGUUCAUUUGUACCAUUUGUUGGUACAAUUCGGUACAGUUCGGUAAGAGCUCAUCGAGGACGUGAACAGGGUCCCUCAGAUGAUAUCAUAGCUUUAAUUUAUGUGAUUGCUGAAAUGAUCUCGGGUAAACUACCAUGGCGUUCGGUGUUUGAUGAAAAACGAGUAUGUGAUAUGAAAUGUUUAUUUUAUCGAACUAUCGAAUUUAAACGACUUCCCAGAGAAAUUCGAUCCCUUUACAGAUUAAUGUAUAUGACAUUGUCACCUUAUCCAAUAGAUUAUAAAUUUAUUAUUGAACAAAUUCAAGCAGCUCUAAAACGUCGUUAUCCAGGCAAUAAACAUGAACUUCCAUCAUGGCUUGCUCUACCAAUCACUGAAGAAUAA